GGAGGAGUCUUACCCUAAUGUAAGAUGGUGGCCCGUCUGGCUGUGGAACCCACCGAAAGCUGAGAGUCUCUCUCUCAGCCGUAAAGGUCGGACUCGCUGAAGCAAUCAGGCCCGGUUCUGAAGAGUUUUUUCCCCGACGCUCGUUCGGUGGUUUCUUGUGAGGACGCGGCAGCCCGUGGAGUCGGCUGAGGGAAAAGCGAGGCAAGGCAGGCGGGUCGUCAAAGUCCUACAUUUUAGCUUUCAGUGCUGAACUUCCUUCUCCCUUAAAUUAUUAUAAACUUUUGCUGCUGUUUAAUAAACGUGAAGAUGUCUCGCAGUCCUGAUGCGAAGGAAGACCCUGUGGAGUGCCCUCUUUGCAUGGAGCCCUUGGAGAUAGAUGAUAUCAACUUUUUCCCUUGCACCUGUGGCUACCAGAUUUGCCGAUUUUGUUGGCAUCGAAUUCGCACUGAUGAAAAUGGGCUUUGUCCUGCAUGUAGAAAGCCAUAUCCAGAAGACCCAGCAGUUUAUAAACCACUCUCCCAGGAAGAGCUGCAAAGGAUAAAGAAUGAGAAAAAACAGAAACAAAAUGAGAGAAAACAGAAAAUAUCAGAAAAUCGCAAACAUUUGGCUAGUGUACGUGUCGUACAAAAAAACCUCGUCUUUGUUGUAGGUUUAUCUCAGCGCCUAGCAGACCCAGAGGUUUUAAAACGACCAGAAUAUUUUGGGAAGUUUGGUAAAAUACAUAAAGUUGUCAUCAAUAAUAGCACAUCAUAUGCAGGCUCACAGGGUCCAAGUGCCAGUGCUUAUGUAACCUAUAUCCGGUCAGAAGACGCUCUCAGAGCCAUACAGUGUGUCAACAAUGUGGUAGUAGAUGGCAGAACACUUAAGGCAUCUCUAGGUACAACAAAAUACUGCAGUUACUUCUUAAAGAAUAUGCAGUGUCCAAAACCUGACUGCAUGUAUCUUCAUGAAUUGGGGGAUGAGGCGGCCAGCUUCACAAAAGAGGAAAUGCAGGCGGGUAAACACCAAGAAUAUGAACAGAAGCUACUUCAAGAAUUAUAUAAAUUAAAUCCCAAUUUUCUUCAGCUAUCUACGGGUUCAGUUGAUAAAAAUAAGAACAAAGUGACACCACUGCAGAGGUACGAUACCCCCAUUGACAAACCUUCAGAUUCUCUCAGUAUAGGGAACGGUGAUAAUUCCCAGCAGAUAUCUAACAGUGAUACGCCUUCACCACCACCUGGUUUGUCAAAAUCCAAUCCAGUCAUCCCCAUCAGUUCAUCCAAUCACAGUGCACGGUCCCCUUUUGAAGGGGCAGUAACAGAGUCACAGUCGUUAUUCUCAGACAAUUUUCGCCAUCCCAACCCUAUCCCAAGUGGGCUUCCUCCUUUCCCCAGCUCCCCACAGACAUCCAGUGACUGGCCUACAGCACCAGAACCACAGAGCCUCUUCACAUCAGAAACAAUCCCAGUAUCAUCCUCUACAGACUGGCAAGCAGCUUUUGGCUUUGGUUCUUCUAAACAACCAGAGGAUGACUUGGGUUUUGAUCCCUUCGAUGUCACUCGAAAAGCCUUAGCAGACCUGAUUGAGAAGGAACUGUCCGUUCAAGACCAACCUUCCCUUUCGCCCACAUCUCUUCAGAACUCCUCUUCACACACUACAACCGCCAAAGGUCCAGGCUCUGGAUUCCUGCAUCCUGCUGCAGCUACAAAUGCCAAUUCUCUCAAUAGUACCUUUUCAGUCUUGCCCCAGAGGUUCCCUCAAUUUCAGCAGCACCGAGCGGUUUAUAAUUCAUUCAGUUUUCCAGGCCAGGCAGCCCGCUAUCCUUGGAUGGCCUUUCCACGCAAUAGCAUCAUGCACUUGAACCACACAGCAAACCCCACCUCAAAUAGUAAUUUCUUGGACUUGAAUCUCCCGCCACAGCACAACACAGGUCUGGGAGGGAUCCCUGUAGCAGGGGAAGAAGAGGUGAAGGUUUCGACCAUGCCACUGUCAACCUCUUCCCAUUCAUUACAACAAGGACAGCAGCCUACAAGUCUCCACACUACUGUGGCCUGACAACAGAACUGAGAGGAGAGGAUUAGACUCUGGGGUGCUUGCAUGGGCAACUGGAUUUUUGCAUGAUUCCUUUAUGAUUUUGCUUUUAAUGUAUACACCCAGAAGAGCCAAUAUAAACGUUCCUCAUGCCUACAGCUAGCGUGUUACCUCAUAGUUGUUGAAGUAUUUCUUCAUUAGGCCUUUAACAUAAUUUAUUAGUGUAAUAAUUUUGGCAUUGUUUCUCAUGAGUGAUACUAUUUCUAACUCAUAAAAAUAAACUUGUAGUACUAAGAUCCCAGGUGAGAUUAGCUAGAAUUGUUGUUAUUUUGGCUCUAUUAUUGAAAAAUUAUACAAAGGUAAUGGUAGUAUCUUGUUUUCUGGUUUGUGAAAAAAUAAUAUCCUAAUCUCCUGAAAAAUUUGCAAAUUAACAAGAUAAUGUCUAUUGCAUUCUUUGAAUACUUGAGAAGAAAGAAUACAUAUAAAACAAAAUUGGUGGUGUCAUUUAAUGCUCAGAAGGAUAUUGUUGGCGAUUGUUUUUAGUUGUCUAGAUUUAUAUCCUAUAAUAUGCAUUACAUGUGUAGAAACUGUUUUGUUCUCUCUCUUUUGCACUUUUGCACUUUCUUUUUGAAUGGUUGUUAAUUAUGCAUAGAUGGUUAAAAGAUAAUUAUUGUAGCCUAAAUGCAAUAUAAUCUCUUUUCUAAUGCACUGCCUAGUAUACCAGGAAAUGCCUCAAAAACAGAACUUCAGUUUAUAGUUGACUUAUCUGAAACUUGAAUACGGAGUAAACAUUGUAUGUGAAAAGCAACCAUAGUAGUGUAACAUUGUUACUGAACAAACAGUAAUUCUGUGGGAUAUUGUUUUGGAAAUUUCAUUGUUUAAUAAUUAAAAUGUGAUAAUAAGAUAAUAUUAUAAGUACCUGACCAGAAUGAGACUAAGGCAGAAGAGAAGAGAUUGGAUGUCCUCUAAAAUUAGGCCACCUAAAUUGUAACAGAUAAUUUUAAUCAAGAGAAUAGUGGAGUACUUUAUUAGGACAUAAUGUGAAGUGAUAUUUCUGAAAACACAUUUCUUGAAAUAGUUUUAAAACUGAUAAUAAAGGAAAAGAAACUGUACUUAGUUUGGAGCAGUGGACAAAAGCUGAUUCAGAAAACAUGACCAUAUUCUGCCUACAUGAAGCAUCUGGGAAGAAAGGGAAAGUCACACCUCCUCUUGAGAUUUUAACCAUUAUGAUAAAAGGUAUGCUUUAAUUUGUUAAAAAAAAAAGUAUGAAAGGGGAUAAUGUGAAUACAAAAAAGAAGCCUAGAGAUUGAAAAUAAUAAUAAUAGAACAUGUUAUUAGGAGAUGGUACUUAAUGUCAUGUUGGAGUUGGAGUUUUCAAGGUUACCUCUAUAUAAAAUUGGAUUAUUUUCUGUUAGAUAUAAUGUGACAAAUUAAAUGACUUUAUCCCAAGGUACAGUGAGGUAAACAAAAAUCUAUUCUUAGAUAUCCUUAGAUUUGGUUAACUGAGGCUGUAGAAGCAGCGAAUUGUCUAGCCAUUUAAGUUAUUUUUGUAAAAUUCAGCAUAAACAUCAAUCUCUAAUUUCUAUCUAGAAGUGACUUUAAGACAUUACAAGAACAUUGCCAAUUUGGAAAAUGCCAAUAAAAUACUGUAGACUUAUUAAUAUUGUAGACUUAUUAUCAGUCUUUUACUAUAGCUUAAUUUAAUUAUGGUUUUCAUUUUUACUGUAAGAGGCCAAGACUUCACUUAU
Homo sapiens (human) is the source of this 3758-nucleotide messenger RNA. It is a transcript of the gene CNOT4, whose product is annotated as CCR4-NOT transcription complex subunit 4. Gene Ontology annotation, biological process: protein ubiquitination. Lineage: Eukaryota; Metazoa; Chordata; Mammalia; Primates; Hominidae. The transcript has 11 exons. The record is from RefSeq and is marked reviewed. Gene Ontology annotation, cellular component: CCR4-NOT complex; nucleus; cytosol. Gene Ontology annotation, molecular function: RNA binding; ubiquitin protein ligase activity; ubiquitin-protein transferase activity. Bases 307 to 2034 code for a protein of 575 amino acids.